Molecule: messenger RNA, 1776 nt
Organism: Boeremia exigua
Lineage: Eukaryota; Fungi; Ascomycota; Dothideomycetes; Pleosporales; Didymellaceae
Product: alkaline phosphatase-like protein
Exons: 2
Coding region: 1-1776 (591 amino acids)
Biological process (GO): dephosphorylation
Cellular component (GO): fungal-type vacuole membrane
Molecular function (GO): alkaline phosphatase activity
Source: RefSeq, a predicted model, not a curated record
AUGAGUCGCCCUCUUCUUUCGAACCGAACGUCCUCGGAGUUCCCGGACAGGGAUAUCGCCGAGGAAGACGCUCUCCUGACCGGUCAGCGCACCGCGCGCAACGACUCUGCGUGGAAGAAAUGGCGUGAGAUCGGACUGCUAGUAUGGGCGAUCAUAGCAACAGCAGGAGUCGUCGUUCUUGCCGUGGUAUACCAGAAGACCGGGGGAUCGCCAGACACGGCGCCCAGCAACAGCAAUGGCAAACGAAACCUCAUCUUCAUGGUGUCUGAUGGCAUGGGACCCACCAGUCUGAGCUUGACGCGCAGCUUCAUGCAGUUCCAGAACGGCGCACCCUUCAGCGAGCAGCUCACUAUUGAUCAGCACAUGAUCGGUCAGUCGCGCACACGAUCCUCAUCUAGUCUCAUCACCGACUCUGCUGCGGGCGCAACCGCCUUCUCCUGUGCGCAGAAGAGUUACAACGGCGCUAUUUCAGUGACACCUGAUCACGAGCCCUGUGGAACAGUGCUUGAGGCAGCGAAGAAGGCUGGAUACAUGACAGGCUUGGUUGUUACCACUCGCAUCACCGAUGCCACACCCGCGUGCUUCGCUGCACACGUCAACAUGCGCCAGGAGGAAGACCGCAUUGCUGAGCAGAUGGUCGGCGACUACCCUCUCGGUCGUGUUGUAGACUUGAUGUUCGGCGGUGGACGCUGCCACUUUGUCCCCAACACUACAGUGGAGCACUCCUGCAGGACCGACGACCGCGACGUGGUCGACCUUGCGCGCAAAAACGGCUUCAACUAUAUUUCUGAUCGUGCCGGCUUUGACGAUCUGAAGGGUGGUGCCAAGCUUGACUUCCCCAUGCUGGGCCUCUUCGCCGAUGGAGACAUCCCCUACGAGAUCGACCGCCGCAAUGAGAACGACAAGUACCCUUCGCUGCACGAGAUGGCUGAGGCUGCUAUGAAGGCUUUGAGCGAAGCCACCCGCGAUAGUGAUAAGGGAUUCUUUCUGAUGAUCGAGGGCUCAAGGAUUGAUCACGCCGGUCAUCACAAUGACCCUGCUGCUCAGGUCCACGAAGUCCUUGCGUACGAUAAGGCCUUCAGCAGUGUGUUGGAUUUCAUCAAACAGGAGAAAACGGAGACCGUUAUGGUCUCCACAUCCGAUCAUGAAACUGGCGGUCUAGCGACUGCUCGCCAACUUCAUACUGCCUACCCCGACUAUGUAUGGUACCCCGCUCCCCUCGCCAAUGCAUCCCACUCCGCCGAACGUCUUGCUAUCGAAUACGCCGCCUACCUUCUCUCCUCUCCAUCGCACGAAAAGAAGAAGAUCUUCGUCAUCAACAGCAUCACCGAGGGGCUUGGCAUCCACGACUACACAGAAGAGGAAGUCGAAGCAAUUACCGACGCCCCGUUGACUGCUCUGUACGGCUACGCCGACAUGAUCUCGCGCCGCUCGCAGACAGGCUGGAGCACACACGGCCACUCCGCCGCCGAUGUCAACAUCUAUUCAUCCGACCCGAAGAAGGCCGCAGCGCUAGUGGGUAACCAUGAGAACACCGAGGUCGGAGAAUUCUUGAGGAACUACCUUGAGGUCGAUGUUGAGGCUGUAACAAAGGAGCUGCGAGAAAAGGGCAAGGACCUCAAAGUGAUGGACGUCAACGGUACGGAGGUUAGCUGGAUGGGAAAGAUUCCUCAAGAGGGUGAAAGACUGGAUGGUCAGACACAUCUGGCAGACUAUACCGGUGACUUUAAGAAGAGGCACUUGCUGCACGGAAGGGCGUGCGACUGUGGUCACUGA